Molecule: messenger RNA, 2642 nt
Organism: Haliotis rufescens (red abalone)
Lineage: Eukaryota; Metazoa; Mollusca; Gastropoda; Lepetellida; Haliotidae
Product: transcription cofactor vestigial-like protein 2
Exons: 4
Coding region: 74-880 (268 amino acids)
Biological process (GO): regulation of transcription by RNA polymerase II
Cellular component (GO): nucleus
Source: RefSeq, a predicted model, not a curated record
UGGUAUGAGAGGAAGUGAACGUUAGAUUCUUACGUUAAAGCUCCGUGUACUCGUUACAUGUCGCUUCUCAAGAAUGAGUUGUGUUGAUAUUAUGUACCAGCCAUAUUCAACGGGAUUCCCCUAUCAACGGACCUCUUCGGAGGCCGUACAGGCAUUUAGCGUUCCCAGGAUGCAUGAGCCCCUGGAUCUUGGGAGCUACACUGCCUCUGCAUCAGCAUCAUCGGCUGUCAAGGAGGAAGAUCUAGAGAAGGACUUACAGCCCAAAGAAACUCAUUAUUUGAACGCAAACUGUGUAUUAUUAACUUACUUUACUGGAGAUACUUCAACAGUUGUUGACGAACACUUCACUCGAGCUCUCAAUCAGCCGAGCAGUUUCGGCUCAGAAACACACACUCCGAAGAACCUUAUUUCUAAAGAUUGUCCUCCCAUGUCCCAGAGGAACUUCCCUCCGUCCUUCUGGAACAGCGCCUACCAACCAUCACCGUCCCUCAGCCACCACGACUUCCAGUUCUCCGCCAACCCUUACUUCUCCACGUCCUUACACGGGAUCUCUGGGCUCCACCAAGACCCCUGGCACUACUCCUUAUCAUCGCAGACACACAGUUACCCACAUCGGACAAUGCAUUAUGACUUAUCAUACCCAUCUAUGGCAGGUUCCAGCAGAUUCUCGCCCAACUAUGGGUCGUUACUAAUGAAUCCCUCAAUGAGGACUAGUCAGUUUGGUUCCAUGUCAGGACAGUGUGAUAUUAGCAAGGCGUCGGAUCCAAGUAGGCCAAGAUACCCGGAUCCAAGACUUGGCACGGAAUUCAGUACACACGCAAGCUUACCUGGCCUGGAAAGUUCCAUACAAGAGGCGGGCAAAGACUUAUACUGGUUUUAAAACAGCCCAAGCUGGACUUCAGAGUAUGUGAUUUGAGCCAUGUUGCAUUGGGGAACCCCGCACAGGUGAUAUUUGCGAAGCUAAGCUGAAAAGGAUUGGCAAAUCGGUCCAAUUACCUUCAGCGGCCAGCCUGCAAUCGUUGGCCCACGAUUCAAGAUGGCGGCUUGUCCUUCCGAGUCGAGAGAAAAGCGUCAGCUAUAUUGGUCGAAGGAUUAAGAGGCUCAGGAAAAUAAUUUGAAAUAUUUCAGAAAGUCUUAGUCACCCCGUAGCUAAGAAAACUACUGGUGUUUUCUUGAAAAGCUUGGUCCGGACAAAGAAGGGAGAAGCAAAAAGUUGCAUCGGGACACGGAACACGGAAUGAGGAUCAGAGAGUGCGAUUUCCGAUGUUUGUUGCAAAACUUGACAAUUACAUACCUUCACAUUCGAUGAACUGUUUCUGCUGAUGGACAGAAAACUGUUUCUAUGUCAUGAAAACAUAUGCAAUUAUUAAUAAUUAAUAUCACGUUCAAAGACGACUGCUGAAAGUCAUCGACCCAAAGAUGUUCCAAUUUCAUAUUUCUAUAUCAGCCACUUGAAACCAAAGAGAUUUUCUACGUCUCCUUAUCACGUAACCACACUCUUUAUUGUUCAGAGUACUGGCACAUGCGGUCAUUUAUAGUGAUAUUUGCAUUUAUUCCUUGUGGAGCUACUACUGUUUGGGGAAAUCUGUCCUUCUUUAUCAUAAAUAGUCACUAUUUUUCAAUAAUUUUAAACGUACAGUUUACUUCAUAGCAACCAAGUUUCUUUUCUAUUUCGCAUACCGAUUUUACUCUAUUGUUUACGCAUUUUAUACCCCAAAUGUGUUCAUAAGCCGUAAACAAGCUUUUAAUUAAUUUAGUGUAGUUAUUACUUACUGUAUUGAUUGAAUUAAUAGACACACUUGAACUAUAUCCGUAUCUUAAUACUACGUUACUCAACUUGGCUACUCGUUAAUCGACCUAUUUCAAAUCGAAUGAGCAAUAUCCAUAGUUUGCCAUACAUUUCUACCUGUAACGAUGUGGCAACUGUAUUCGUUCGUUCUUCUGUUGCUGUUUACAACAUGGCAGCAUAUGUACAUGUAUGUCUGUAUGUAGAAUUUAAAGUAAUAUGUGCCUCUGGAGUUAUUUAUGUGAGGUGUCAUUCGCGCAACUAAAUCAUCUUGAAAGUAAGGGGGCGGUAGGGUAGCCUAGUGGUUAAAGCGUUCGUUCGUCACGCCGAAAAUCCGGGUUCGAUGGUUGGAUGGGUACAAUGUGUAGAGCCCAUUUGUGGUAUUCCCCGCCUUCAUAUUCCCCGCUGGCGAAUUGCUAAAAGCGGCGUAAUUCAAAAAUCACUCAUUAUGAUGUAAGGUAUGAUAUACUUUUCUCAAACCAUUUCAAGCCAAACUUGAGGCAAUGUUUGUUUCUUAAAAGGUAGAAUAUUUUUGUUAAUAUUUCCAACAAAUUUGAAUCCAGUUAAUGCUGUUGUCUGAGCUAUUCCUGUCCACACUAUACUCGUCUCAAGAGUGACGUGAAGUCUCAUUUGCCAAACACUCUCAUCGGUCUUCCAUUUAUUAUAUUUAAUUAUUGCAUUCUAUUUGUCAUCACUGCCAUCGAUCACGCCAAACAUACCUGUGAUAAUAAACAUAUAUCGUUACAUCGUGCCAGUGACGUCACACCUACGUCAUCAACGUCACCCGACGUUAUGUAUGAAAAUAUUGUAUAUAUGAAUCAUCAUCAUCAUGAAAUAAAUAUCAUGUUUUCUAUCA